UUUUUUUUUUUUUUUUUCUUCGACUUCUUCCUCUUCUUUUCCGCCUGCCUUUCCCCUCUCUCUCUCUCUCCCUCUCCCUUUUAGCAACCAUGAUGGACCUUGAGAACAUUGUGGCGAAUACGCAAUUGAUAAAAGCCAUGGAAGGCAAAGGCAAAUCCAAAAAAUGGAAGGAAAUGCUCCGGUUUCCACAUAUUCGGCAGUGCGCAGAGCUCGAGCGAGAACUCAACGCUGCAGGAGAACUCACGCUCGACGCCGUAUGCAAAUCCGAAAUCGGCAAGCGCCUCUUCCUCACACACUUUUGCGGCAGCUCGCCCGCGUACAAACCAUACAGCACGUUUCUUGCCGACGUGGAGAGCUUCCGCCUCGCACCUCAGACGGAGCAGCGUGCCAAGGCAAAGUCCGUGUACGACUCACUAUCCAAAUCAAGCCAAUUGCCAGUCGUCCCGCAAGCAGUAAUUGGCGAGAUUGGACAGAAACUGGGCGAGUCAACAGUCUCUUCGCAAGUGUUUGAGCCCGCGGAGCUUUUAGUGCGCCAGCACCUGGCUGGCAAACCGUUCGACGAGUUUCGAGCCAGCCACUGGUACAGUCGUCUGCUACAAUGGAAGUGGCUCUCGCGUCGUCCGGUUGACCGCGACAGCUUCCGAUUUUACCGUGUCCUCGGCAAGGGUGGCUUUGGCGAGGUGCAUGCAUGCCAGAAACGCGAUACCGGCAAAAUGUAUGCUGUUAAGUGCUUGGAUAAGAAACGAAUCAAAAAGAAGAAGGGCGAACAGCUCGCCUGGAACGAGCGCGAUCUGUUGGCCAAGGUCAACUCGCGCUUCAUUGUCGGCCUCAAGUACGCGUUUGUCACCAAGGAGCAGCUCUGCAUGGUUUUGGACUUGAUGAACGGCGGCGAUUUGCAAUUCCACCUUUCUUUCUGCACCGUCUUUGAAGAGGAGCGUGCCCGCUUUUACGCAGCCGAGAUGAUUCUCGGGCUCCAGCACUUGCACCAAAAUAAUUUGCUAUAUCGCGACAUGAAACCCGAGAAUAUGUUGUUGAACGAGGAAGGUCACGUAUGUUUGUCCGAUCUCGGCCUUGCUGUCGAACUCAAGCCGCCAAAACUUGUCGUGAAGGGUCGCGUGGGUACGCCAGGAUACAUGGCUCCGGAAGUCAUCAAUGGCGAAAAGUAUGGCGUGUCUGCUGACUGGUGGGGUCUCGGCUGCGUCCUUUAUGACAUGAUCUGUGGUCACAGCCCAUUCCGCGCCCGCAAGGAAAAGCUGCGAGUGGACAAGCUUCAGCAGCGCGUGCUGGAGGCUGUCAUCGAGUACGACUCUCACUUUACGCCCGAAUCAAAAGAUUUGUGCAUGCGGUUACUGGAGCGCGACUAUACAAAGCGACUGGGCUGCAUGGGUGGCGAUGCCGAGGAGCUCAAGCGUCACCCGUUCUUUGCGUCGAUCGAUUGGGUUCGUCUCGAGGCGGGUCUCAUUCCUUCGCCUUGCAAGCCAAGUGCACACCAAGUCAACGCCAAGGAUGUUCUCGACAUUGAUCGCUUUGAUUCCAUCAAGGAUGUCAAGCUGACGGAGGACGACACGGAAAACUACUCAAAGUUCCCGAUGGUCGCCUCGUCGUGCUGGGAAGCCGAAAUUGUUGAGACCGUCUUUGAGGAGCACAACCGGAUUUCCGAGCCACUGCCGUCCGACUUGCGUCAAGACGUGACGGUGGAGCAGUACAUUGCCGAACCUCUCGGAUUUUUCAGCAAACUCAAGAUGAAGUUUGGUCGCAGCCGAAACCCUUCACUGGACUCGGACUCUUCGUCGCCAGACCUUGCACAGUCGUCUUCAUCGCAAGGCGCAAGCACGUCGGCGGCCCGUUCUGCCGCGUAAACCCCACCCCAGACUUUUAGUCAGGCCGUUUCGAAACUUUUUUUUUCUAGUUUCUUCGAAAUGGUCUCCUUUUCUCCCCUCCUUUGCUCUCGUGCCAAGAUUGAUUCUUGGCACGAGCCCCCAAGUGUUGUGUUGUCUCUCGUUUUUUUUUUCUUUUCUUUUGUGUUAUCUCCAUCUGUGUUGCUUUGUGUCUUCCGUCCUGAAUUUUUGUUUGCAUGCCGCCAACGUUCUGUCCGUCGUCUUGUCCUUUUGAUUUUGCAUUUGUAAAACUGGCUCCAAGCAAUGUGCUUCCAUUAAAACAUUCCUACUAUC
Molecule: messenger RNA, 2171 nt
Organism: Capsaspora owczarzaki ATCC 30864
Lineage: Eukaryota; Filasterea; Ministeriida; Capsasporidae
Product: G protein-coupled receptor kinase 4
Exons: 8
Coding region: 90-1859 (589 amino acids)
Biological process (GO): signal transduction; protein phosphorylation; regulation of signal transduction
Cellular component (GO): cytoplasm
Molecular function (GO): G protein-coupled receptor kinase activity; ATP binding
Source: RefSeq, a predicted model, not a curated record